Molecule: messenger RNA, 3684 nt
Organism: Salvelinus fontinalis (brook trout)
Lineage: Eukaryota; Metazoa; Chordata; Actinopteri; Salmoniformes; Salmonidae
Product: serine/threonine-protein kinase DCLK3-like
Exons: 6
Coding region: 441-3395 (984 amino acids)
Biological process (GO): protein phosphorylation; intracellular signal transduction
Molecular function (GO): protein kinase activity; ATP binding
Source: RefSeq, a predicted model, not a curated record
UGUGUGUGUGUGUGUGUAAACAAAUCCGGCUGAUCAGAUUUGAGCCUUUUCCAUGGACUGCAUGAGAUUCUUUGAGCGCCCCGCUCUCCUGCCUAAAUUAUUAACGCUUCCUUAAGACACACAUACACACUCAUACAUACACGAUGAGGACCACGCAUCAUGUUACUUCCUUGCUUAUCUAAAGAAAAGCAAUAACUCAGUUAACCUAUACAGACAGUUGAUGAUGACAAAUUUGGAAAGUGGAAAGAAAUCGUCUCAACUAACUUAUCUAACUAACCCGUUGAUUCUUUCAUCUCUCUCUCAACCCUACACUCUUUACCCUCUUUUCCGGCACCCUCUCUUUCUCACCCCUUUCCCCACAUCUUUCAUUUCUCUCUCUUCCUGCCUCCCCACCAUCCUCUCUCCCCCCAUCUCUCUCAGAUUCCUCCCUCUCUAAACGUAUGGGGGGUAUUCCUCACCCUCAGGCCUGGCCCUCUCUCCCACUCCCCCUCCCCCACAUUGACCCCCUCCCUCCAGCCACUAGGACACAUCUCCCUAGUCCUUUUCCAGUCUUCCACACUCGUCAUGCUGAGCAGAGUGCCGAGCGACCACGCUUGGUUACUGUGGUCCGACCAUGCAGUCACAGCACCCUCAUGAAGGUGACAUUGCUGUUGAACCGUAGGAGCGUGGUCUCGUACGAGCAGCUUCUAUUGGACGUCUCCGAGGCGCUGGGGUUCCCUCGCUGGCACAGGGCCAGAGUCACACGCCUCUACACACCACACGCACGAGAGGUGCGGGGUGUGUGUGAUUUCUUCCGUGGCGACGCAGCGUUCCUUGCAUUGGGAAAGUCUCGUCCAGAGCUCCGGAGUGUCGAGGAGGCCCUGGAGGAGCUGUUUCCACAACAUUCCUGUUACCGCAACGACGCACUCCAGGCCUGGGAGAGGAGAUUACAACCUCCACCUGAUAAAGCUGCCAAGGCCGACAGCGGAUACAGCGAGGGGACAGACAUACACACACACCCUGACAAGGAUACACACACAAGCCUCGACACGAACACACAGACAUACAGUGUUACAUACACACAGGGAUGCAACCUGGACACACACACACAUACUCACCAAGACACACUGACACAAACCAAUACACACCCAAAAACACUGACACACAACAAUAAACACCCAAACAGGCACUCCACACACAAAAACAAACACCCAACUAGACAGCCCAUACACCCUAUUCACACCCACCUCGAUACGGAUGCGCACACACAUACACACCCUAACACGCAUUCUAACCAACACUCCACACACCCCUCUCGCCCCCCCAAUCACCUUCAGAGGGUCAAAGUGAAAGUUGCAGCCAGAGAGAUUCUCUCCUCACCGAUAGGUCCCUCCACCCAGGGGGAGGAGCUAGGGGGAACUGUACUCUGCAGGAACUGUAAGCCUUCUGAAGGACCCAAUCCGAGAGCAGGGAGGGCUCUACUUCCUCCCGUAACCAGGAAGCAAACAGGAAAUGGACCAAACGACCAGGAAGUAAAGAAACCUCACGUCGGUCCCACCACACUCCACACUGGACCAAUCUGCAGGCUUGAGCAGGAGUCCCUCAGCCAAUCAGAACCUUCAUCCUCAGAUUCUAAACAGGAAGAGGCAAGGACUAAACAGGAAGUGAUAUAUGAUCUCCAAACUGAUGGUAGCGAUGUCACCCUGUCAGACAUUGAGCGUUGCUAUGACAUUGGCCGCAUGGUCGGAGACGGGAACUUUGCUGUUGUGCACGAGUGUCAUCGGCGCGACAAUGGGGAAGCCUUCGCUGUGAAGAUUGUGGAGCACUCAAAGCUCAUUGGCCGAGAGCACAUGAUGCAGAAUGAGCUGAGCCUUCUGGGUAGCCUGUCACACCCCCGCGUGGUUCGCCUUUUCACACACCACCACACACACACACACUCCUAUCUCGUCAUGGAGAUGGUUGCCGGGGGCGACCUGUUUGAGGCAAUCGCGGUCCGUGGGAAGUUUCCAGAAAAGGAGGCAGGGCUGAUGGUGUGUGAUGUCAGCGAGGCUCUGAGAUACAUCCAUAGCAAGACCAUAGUACACAGAGAUCUGAAACCUGAAAACCUACUGGUGGAGUUCAGUAGUGAUGGUGUCAGUAGGUUGAAGCUGGGUGAUUUUGGUCUGGCCAUGGUUGUAACAGAACCCAUCUUCACUGUGUGUGGAACUCCCACCUAUGUCGCCCCGGAGAUCCUCUCAGAGACAGGGUACGGCCUGCCAGUAGACCUGUGGGCAUUGGGAGUGAUACUGUACGUCCUUCUCUGUGGGUUCCCUCCGUUCCGGAGCAGAGACAGAGACCAAGGGGAGCUGUUCCAGAUGAUCAGAGAGGCUCACCUCACCUUCCUGUCACCUUACUGGGAUGACAUCUCAGACGGAGCGCGAGGCCUGGUGAGAGCCUUGCUGCAGGUGGAUCCAACAGAAAGACUGACGGCAGCUCAGACUCUGAUGCACCCCUGGAUUCAGACCACUACUGACCAGCACAGACCAACACAGAUCACUACUGACCAGCAGAGCCCAGCACAGCCGAGCAAAGGCCAACACAGACAUGAACCGAUCAGUGCAAACCAGCAGAGCCCAGCAAAGACCAGCACAGAACACUACAGAGCAGUACAGAGUCCAACCAUAGACCAGUCCCGACUAGCACAGACCACUACAGAACACCACAGACCAGUACCAACCCCAGAACAACAGCGACCACAACACCCAAUCCCCCCAGCGCACCACCCACCCACCCAGCCAACCCCAUCUCCUCACUCCAGCACCCAGCCAACCCCAUCUCCUCACUCCAGCACCCAGCCAGCCCCAUCUCCUCACUCCACCACCCAGCCAGCCCCAUCUCCUCAUUCCAGCAUCCAGCCAGCCCCAUCUCCUCACUCCACCACCCAGCCAGCCCCAUCUCCUCACUCCACCACCCAGCCAGCCCCAUCUCCUCACUCCACCACCCAGCCAGCCCCAUCUCCUCACUCCACCACCCAGCCAGCCCCAUCUCCUCACUCCACCACCCAGCCAGCCCCAUCUCCUCACUCCACCACCCAGCCAGCCCCAUCUCCUCACUCCACCACCCAGCAGGACCCAUCAACUCCCCCCCAGCCCCCCGGCAGUAGCACCUCUCAACCCCCCCACCCAAUUUCCCCACCCUCCAUCUUAUCCACAGCAACACCCAAACCCAGCUCCCACCCACCUGGCAGAACCCCUCAAUCUGCCCUCCCACUCUACCCAGCCUCCCUCCCUCCACCCACCCUGCCUCCCUCCCAACACCCACCCAUUCCCAGCCGAAUACCCACCCAGUCCCAGCACACCACACACCCACCAGCAGUGUCCCACCCCUCAACAGCAGCACCCAAGCCCCACUUCUCCUCAACACAUCCUCCUGAUUGAUGGGGUUCCUGAAACGUUAAACACUUCUCCAGGAAUUGAAAAGAUCUGGUGUUCUGCACAGACCCUGUUCAGGAUCUGUGUAUCUGGAACUCACCAAUUGUCAUACACUGAUGUUCAGUUCCACUCCAAUAAAAUAGUCAUCAACAACUUUACCAUUUGGGUUGUAGUAUUUAGUUCAGUAGAUGAUCUAGCAUAACAGAUAACUCUAAUAGUUUCAAUACAUGUUUUUUUCUGACAAUGUGUGUAUUACACACACUUCCCCUUUGUACUGCACUAACAAUAAAUAACU